AUGGAGGAACUUCGGAGGGAGGUAAGGGCAGGAAAGAAGAAUGACAAGGAUGCUAGCCACUCAGGAAAGAGCACUCAUAAACCUGGGAAGGAAAACCAGAAUGCACGAAGUUCAACAAGAGCUAGGGACGCUGAAGGAAUCGACGAACGCGAAACUGCCAUACGGAAGGGAAGCAAACUGCGGCGUUGGAAUGAGAAAAUUAAAAGAAGGUUAAAUCGAGAAGCGAAACAAGAUCCUAUGUGGGAUGACCUUCGGGAAGAACUGUUAAGGGAUUGGCAAAAGCUCUCGCGUUCACAGAUCAUUUCAGAGAAUGAAAAGGAGACUUCCGAAUGGGAACCAAACGAUGUACUGGAAAAUCCAGAAAUAAUCGAGGAAAUCAGAGAGAUCAUUGAGAAGAAGAAGGGAAACAAAUUGCGGCGUUGGAAUGAGAAAAUUAAAAGAAGGUUAAAUCGAGAAGCGCAACACGAUCCUAUGUGGGAUGACCUUCGGGAAGAACUGUUAAGGGAUUGGCAGAAACUUUCAAGUUCACAGGUCAUUUCAGAGGAUGAAAUAAAUGACAUACUUCAGGAUAUGGAAGAAAUGUUUAUUAAUAGUGAACUUGAGGUGGAAAAGGAGGAAAUAGAAGGAGGGAGUCAGGAGGAAACAGAGGAGACUCCCGAAUGGGAACCAGACGAUGUACUGGAAAAUAUAGAGAUUAUCGAGGAAAUCAGAGAGAUCAUUGAGGAAGAGAAGGCUGAAAGGCGCUCUAAAAGAAGGUGGGAAAAGAACGCUUGGAAAGCCGUCAUCCGGGAACAUAUGCAGAGAAAGGCCAACGAUAGGAUCUAUAAAAAGCUGAUUAAGAGGCAAUUACGCUCUACACAACGGAAAGAAAAGGAGAGGAGAAAGGCUCUAAGGGGUGCUGAAAAAAGGUGGAUUAGCGCACUCAAGAGAAAUUUCACGAAGCGACUAGAGGAAAGGAAACAGAAAAGAAGAGACGACAGAUUGAGGAAACUGAAAGACUUGAUCGAUUUAGUCAAGCAAGAACGUAAGAUAAUGAAGUACAAACGCAGGGCUGAACAAGAAUGGCUAGAGAGAGAAGCCAGGUCUUUGGCACUGUAUGACUAUCAAGCGAGGAUGGAAGAACGAGAAAGGAAAAAGGAAGCAAAAAGAGCUUUCAAGCAAGAAUUGAAGGAAAGGAAGGCCAAAUUGAAGGCUGAAGAGGAUAGGCUCAGAAAAACACGAACCAAGUUAGAGGAAGAACACAAGAAGAGGAAAAAUAAAGAAAAGCUUGGAAAAAAGAGGCUAAUGAGCGCCUUAAAAGAUCUCAAGAGACGGAAAAGAGACCUGGGGAGAAAACGAAAACCCAAAGGGUCUGAAGUAGAAUUGCAAAUGCAUGAUUACAUUUGGUUCUUUUUGAGGAAUCCUGCAAUGAUCUCUUUGUAUUUGAGAAAUGGUCUGCUAGAGCGUAGGAAAAAGAGGAAAAGAGAUUCGAAGGCCACAGAUUCUCAAAAGGAGAUUUGGGUAUGGAAGAAGAAUUCAAGAGGAAAAUUUGAAUUCAUAGAAAAAAAGAGAAUAGACAGGACUGAAGGCAGGAGGACUGAAAGCAGUUUGGGGCUGAUGUGA
Macrobrachium nipponense is the source of this 1602-nucleotide messenger RNA. RefSeq names its product golgin subfamily A member 6-like protein 22. Lineage: Eukaryota; Metazoa; Arthropoda; Malacostraca; Decapoda; Palaemonidae. The record is from RefSeq and is a predicted model, not a curated record. Bases 1 to 1602 code for a protein of 533 amino acids. The transcript has a single exon.